Brassica rapa (field mustard) is the source of this 2190-nucleotide messenger RNA. Its product is annotated as probable trehalose-phosphate phosphatase J. Gene Ontology annotation, biological process: trehalose biosynthetic process. Gene Ontology annotation, molecular function: trehalose-phosphatase activity. The record is from RefSeq and is a predicted model, not a curated record. Lineage: Eukaryota; Viridiplantae; Streptophyta; Magnoliopsida; Brassicales; Brassicaceae.
GUAACUAAUUAAAUGUUCCAACUAUGACUUUUCAAUAGUAGAUAAAAAAUAGAUUAGAUAAAAUAGUCAGUAAAAAUUCUGAUAAAUAUGGUCAUGAUAAUAAAUUUUUUUACUGGAUGUUUAAUAGAUCGUGGAAGCUGCUGACCUCCCCCUUUUUUAGUUAUUACAGUUCUGAAUUCUCAUUAAUCAGUGAACUAUUCAACUAUAUCAUAGUCACUACUAUAUUAUAUGCAUCAUAUAAGUUUCCCUAUCACAACUGAAUUUCCCAAACGAAACAAAAAUGUCGAUGUCUAUGAAGAAACGGACAUUAAUUAGUUUGUGAGAAAUGUAACUCGAUUACAUAAAUUAUCAUAUGAUUCGGCAACGUUAGGUUAAUAGAAAACAUAUAUACGAAGUUAUACUGCAUCUGAGACACGUGCAUUAUUGUGGGGCCAAUUCAGACAAAGAGAAGAGUCACCACCACCUCAUUCAGCUGGGCCGGCUUGUAGGUCCCACCUCAUAAUCUCGGUCCCAUUGCUCCCACUUGUAACGAGACUCUCUCUCCUCUUCUCUCUCUCACUAAGUCUUGUGCAUCUAUAUAAGCCACCUCUUGGUCACCGCAUUUCUCCCACACUAUCUCUCGUCUCUUUGAACACUGCAAAACAACCAAAUCACUUAUUCGAAUAAUUCUCGUUCCUUCUCCUCUGUUUUAUAUUUUCUUAUAAAAUGGUGAGCCAAAACGUCGUCGUACCAGACGCCACGACGGGAAUCAUAACGGUCUCCACCGUCUCUAACUCCUCCGUAUUUACUCCUUCCGCUCAAAAACCACCGACUGCUCCUGGUCACAUCUCAAUUUCCAAGAAGAAACUACUCAAAAGCCUCGAGAUCAAUGGCGACCAAAGUCAGAGACUCAACUCUUGGGUUGACUCCAUGAGAGCUUCUUCUCCUACUCAUCUCAAAUCACUCCCUUCCACUUCCUCAGAAGAAGAGCUCAAUUCUUGGAUGAAACGACAUCCAUCGGCACUUGACAUGUUUGAACGGAUCAUUGAAGCUUCAAGAGGAAAAGAAAUCGUUAUGUUUCUUGAUUAUGACGGUACUCUUUCUCCUAUCGUCGCUGAUCCAGACAGAGCUUUCAUAUCCAGCAAGAUGAGAAGAACUGUGAAAAAGCUGGCAAAGUGUUUUCCAACUUCUAUAGUUACUGGUAGAUGCAUAGACAAGGUUUAUAGCUUUGUGAAGCUAGCAGAACUGUAUUAUGCUGGAAGCCAUGGAAUGGAUAUUAAAGGGCCAACAAAAGGUUUCUCUAGAUACAAUAAGGAUAAACCAUCUGUUCUUUAUCAACCAGCCGGAGAUUUUCUUCCCAUGAUUGAUGAGGCUUUUAAACAAUUAGUGGAGAAAACCAAAUCAACACCUGGAGCCAAAGUGGAGAACAACAAGUUCUGCCUUUCUGUGCACUUCCGCUGUGUCGACGAGAAGAAAUGGAGCGAACUGGCUUUAAAAGUUCGGUCGGUGGUAAAGAACUAUCCGACACUGAAACUGUCCCAAGGUCGGAAGGUUUUUGAAAUCCGACCUAUGAUUAAAUGGGACAAAGGCAAGGCCCUUGAGUUUUUGUUAGAGUCACUUGGAUUUGAUAACUCUAGCGAUGUAUUUCCUAUUUACAUUGGUGAUGAUCGAACCGAUGAAGAUGCUUUCAAGCUGCUUCAAGAGAGAGGACAAGGCUUAGGUCUUCUUGUCACCAAGUUUCCCAAAGACACCAAUGCUUCGUAUUCUUUGCAAGACCCACUUGAGGUGAUGGAUUUCUUGCGACGGUUGGUGGAGUGGAAACAAAUUUAGCAAUGAACAUGCAUGAAGGGACCAAUGGAGUUUUUAGUAUAAAUAACCAUUGCCCAUAAAUGCAUAUAUAUAUAUAUAUAUAUGUUAUAUAUAUGUAUAUACUUAUAGAUGAUAUGUAUAUCUCUAUCCUAGAACGGAACAUUGUACAAGAUAUAUAAAGGCAAAUUUCAUAAUGUGCCUAUAUAUAUAUAUAGGUUGAUCUUGUUCACCAUGAUCUUGCUUGAAAGGCAUUUUUUACCUUUUACAUAUUGUAUGGGAAGAGGUAUACCAUAUGUUAAAUUCUAAAGAAUAUUGUAUCGUUUUGUGAUGUAAUCAUAUUUUCUCUCCUAUAUGGCUAUUUCGUCGAGAAAUCUUGCAAAAUGUAAUUUUUCUCCUGGAAAA